CCGGCCGCAAGAACUGAGGGUGGUUGCUGCUUUUGCUACAUGACUUGCCAGCGCCGGAGCCUGCGGUCCAACUGCGCUGCUGCCGGAGCGCUCAGUGCCACCGCCGCCGCCCGCGCCGCCCGCGCCCCGCUCGGCACCCACCGGUCGCCGCCGCCCGCCGCGCCGCUGUCCCGCUCCCGCGCCGCCACCGCCGCCGUUUCCCCCCCGAAGACUGGGUGAUGCUGGACAUGGGAGAUAGAAAAGAGGUGAAAAUGAUCCCCAAGUCCUCGUUCAGCAUCAACAGCCUGGUGCCAGAGGCGGUCCAGAACGACAACCACCACGCGAGCCACGGCCACCACAACAGCCACCACCCCCAGCACCACCACCACCACCACCAUCACCACCAUCACCCGCCGCCGCCCGCCCCGCAACCGCCACCGCCACCGCAGCAGCAGCCGCCGCCGCCGCCGCCGCCGCCCCAGGCACCGCAGCCCCCCCAGGCGCGGGGCGCCCCGGCAGCCGACGACGACAAGGGCCCCCAGCAGCUGCUGCUCCCGCCGCCGCCGCCGCCGCCGGCCGCCGCCCUGGACGGGGCCAAAGCGGACGGGCUGGGCGGCAAGGGCGAGCCGGGCGGCGGGCCCGGGGAGCUGGCGCCCGUCGGGCCGGACGAGAAAGAGAAGGGCGCCGGCGCCGGGGGGGAGGAGAAGAAGGGGGCGGGCGAGGGCGGCAAGGACGGGGAGGGGGGCAAGGAGGGCGAGAAGAAGAACGGCAAGUACGAGAAGCCGCCGUUCAGCUACAACGCACUCAUCAUGAUGGCCAUCCGGCAGAGCCCGGAGAAGCGGCUCACGCUCAACGGCAUCUACGAGUUCAUCAUGAAGAACUUCCCCUACUACCGCGAGAACAAGCAGGGCUGGCAGAACUCCAUCCGCCACAACCUGUCCCUCAACAAGUGCUUCGUGAAGGUGCCCCGCCACUACGACGACCCGGGCAAGGGCAACUACUGGAUGCUGGACCCGUCGAGCGACGACGUGUUCAUCGGCGGCACCACGGGCAAGCUGCGGCGCCGCUCCACCACGUCGCGGGCCAAGCUGGCCUUCAAGCGCGGGGCGCGCCUCACCUCCACCGGCCUCACCUUCAUGGACCGCGCCGGCUCCCUCUACUGGCCCAUGUCGCCUUUCCUGUCCCUGCACCACCCCCGCGCCAGCAGCACUUUGAGUUACAACGGCACCACGUCGGCCUACCCCAGCCACCCCAUGCCCUACAGCUCCGUGUUGACUCAGAACUCGCUGGGCAACAACCACUCCUUCUCCACGGCCAACGGCCUGAGCGUGGACCGGCUGGUCAACGGGGAGAUCCCGUACGCCACGCACCACCUCACGGCCGCCGCGCUCGCUGCCUCGGUGCCCUGCGGCCUGUCGGUGCCCUGCUCCGGGACCUACUCCCUCAACCCUUGCUCGGUCAACCUGCUUGCGGGCCAGACCAGUUACUUUUUCCCCCACGUCCCGCACCCGUCAAUGACUUCGCAGAGCAGCACGUCCAUGAGCGCCCGGGCCGCGUCCUCCUCCACAUCUCCGCAGGCCCCCUCGACCCUGCCCUGUGAGUCUUUAAGACCCUCUUUGCCAAGUUUCACGACGGGACUGUCCGGGGGACUGUCUGAUUAUUUCACACAUCAAAAUCAGGGGUCUUCUUCCAACCCUUUAAUACAUUAACAUCCCGGGGACCAGACUGUAAGUGAACGUUUUACACACAUUUGCAUUGUAAAUGAUAAUUAAAAAAUAAGUCCAGGUAUUUUUUAUUAAGCCCCCCCCCCAUUUCUGUACGUUUGUUCAGUCUUUAGGAUUGUUUAUUAUUCUAACAAGGUGUGGAGUGUCAGCGAGGUGCAAUGUGGGGAGAAUACACUGUAGAAUAUAAGGUUUGGAAGUCAAAAUUAUAGUAGAAUGUGUAUCUAAAUAGUGACUGCUUUGCCAUUUCAUUCAAACCUGACAAGUCUAUCUCUUAAGAGCCACCAGAUUUCCAUGUGUGCAGUAUUAUAAGUUAUCAUGGAUCUUUAUGGUGGACGCAGACCUUGAGAACAACCUAAAUUAUGGGGAGAGUUUUAAAAUGUUAAACUGUAAUUUGUAUUUAAGAAGCAUUCGUAGUAAAGGUGCCCAGGAAAUUAUUUUGGCCAUUUAUUGUUUUGUCCUUUUCUUUAAAAAACUGUUUUUUUUUCCUUUUGUUUACUUUUAGACCAAAGAUUGGGUUCUAAAAUGCACUUGGUAUGCUAAGUAUUAAAAAAAAACAAAAAACAAAAAAAAAAAAACAAAAAAAGGAAAGUUGUUUCAGUUGGCAGCACUGCCCAUUCAAAUGAAUCGGAAGGGGACAAAAUUAAUGAUUGCCUUCAGUUUGUGUUGUGUAUAUUUUGAUGUAUGUGGUCACUAACAGGUCACUUUUAUUUUUUCUAAAUGUAGUGAAAUGUUAAUACCUAUUGUACUUAUAGGUAAACCUUGCAAAUAUGUAACCUGUGUUGCGCAAAUGCCGCAUAAAUUUGAGUGAUUGUUAAUGUUGUCUUAAAAUUUCUUGAUUGUGAUACUGUGGUCAUAUGCCCGUGUUUGUCACUUACAAAAUGUUUACUAUGAACACACAGAAAUAAAAAAUAGGCUAAAUUCA
Molecule: messenger RNA, 2625 nt
Organism: Lutra lutra (Eurasian river otter)
Lineage: Eukaryota; Metazoa; Chordata; Mammalia; Carnivora; Mustelidae
Gene: FOXG1
Product: forkhead box G1
Exons: 2
Coding region: 219-1688 (489 amino acids)
Biological process (GO): regulation of transcription by RNA polymerase II
Cellular component (GO): nucleus
Molecular function (GO): sequence-specific double-stranded DNA binding; DNA-binding transcription factor activity
Source: RefSeq, a predicted model, not a curated record